ACAACCCAAUAGUUUCGUUGCUGGGUCAUCAUCUAUCAAAGUAUUGUACAUACAAAUUUUAAUAAAAGCGAAAACAUAAGUUUUGUAUAAUUUAUAGAAAAGUCUUGGUAUUUUUAUGUCCUUUUCUAGCACAUUAUUGAUUUAGUGGUAAAAAAAAACAAAGUUAGAAGACAAUGGAAUUCAUAAAAACUCCCAAGGUAGAAAAUGUACGUAUGAUUGAUCGAUACAACAAUAAAAAUGCAUCUUUGGGGACACUUUAUUUAACAGCUACCCAUUUAAUUUUCGUUGAUCCGGAAGCCAAUAAGGAGACAUGGAUUCUUCACAUGCAUAUUGCAACUAUUGAUAAAUUACCUUUAAGCACAACAGGAUCACCCUUACUGAUUCGUUGCAAGACAUUUCUUUCGGUGACUUUUGUGAUUCCAAAGGAACGAGAGUGUCAUGAUGUUUAUAUGACCUUACUUAAACUUUGUCAGCCAGUUCAAGUAAAAAAUCUCUACUGCUUCCACUAUACUUCAAGCAAUGAAGAUUUGAUUAAGACAUUUGGAUGGAAUUUUUAUGCACUUGAUACUGAAUUCAAGCGAAUGAAUGUACCAAAUGAGGAAUGGGUACUUUGUACACUAAACGCUAAUUAUGAUUUGUGUGACACAUAUCCAAAAUUACUUUAUGUGCCUGCAAAAGCCAGUACAACUGUAUUAAUGGGAAGCAGUCGUUUCCGUUCAAAAGGUCGCUUACCCGUCCUCACAUAUUUGCACAACAAUAAAGCUUCCAUAUGCCGUUGUAGUCAACCUCUUUCUGGCUUUAGUGCACGAUGCUUAGAAGAUGAACAAAUGCUGGAAGUAAUUCGAAAGACAAAUCCAAACGCUAAUUUUAUGUACGUGGUUGAUACACGACCCCGUAUUAAUGCAAUGGCUAACAGAGCAGCUGGAAAAGGCUAUGAAAAUGAAGCUUUCUAUGAAAAUAUUAAAUUUCAAUUCCUGGGAAUUGAGAAUAUUCACGUAAUGAGGACAAGUUUACAAAAACUUUCUGAAACUUGCGAACAAAAAACACCGACAAUGAGUGGAUUUCUUGGAUCAUUGGAAUCUUCGGGAUGGUUGAAGCACAUUCGAUCUAUUCUCGAUACUUCAAACUUUAUUGCAUGUGCUGUGGAUAAGGGAAUUUCUGUUGUUGUCCAUUGUUCCGAUGGAUGGGAUAGAACCGCUCAAGUUUGCUCUCUAUCUGCUCUAAUUCUUGACCCAUUCUAUCGCACAAUUAAAGGCUUUCAAACAUUAAUUGAAAAGGACUGGUUAGCAUUUGGUCACAAGUUCAGUGAUCGCUGUGGGUACAUUCAGACAGAUCCAAAGGAAAUGUCCCCAGUGUUUACACAGUUUCUCGACUGCACAUGGCAACUUCUACAACAAAGAUGUGAUGCUUUUGAAUUUAAUGAACGCUUUCUUCUUACACUACAUGAUCACGUGCAAUCUUGCCAAUUUGGAACAUUUAUUGGGAAUUGUGAGAAAGAACGCCUAGAUCUUCGUCUAUCUGAAUUGACCUUUUCUCUGUGGGGUUUCAUGGCAAAUCAUAUAAAUGAGCACAUAAAUCCCUUAUAUCAACCAGAAAUUGAUGAUAUACUAAAGCCCAAUCUUUCACCACAGUGUAUUAGAUUUUGGCGAGGUAUGUAUAGUCGUUUUGAAAGCGGUGUACAUCCAAGAGAGCCAUUGGGAGAUCUUUUGCUAGCCAGUAUGGAUCACUGUACAUCACUUGAGGAUCAUAUGGCGCACCUUACGAAAAGAAUUUCCAGUUUUAAAAAUUUUAUUUCAAAAUCAGCCAAAAAAUUCCAAAGUUAUUCAGUGGAUAACAACAAAGGGAUAGCUAAAGAUAAAGAUGAAAAAAAUCCUGGACAAUUGACUGAUACUACAGAUCAUCCCCUUAACUCUAUUGAUUUUUCAUUCUCAAGUCUUUCUAACUCAGAAACGAAUAAUAAGUUUCAGGAGAUAAGUGAUGAAAUUGAAACUGUUGCAGUAGACUGGAAAUCUAUGAGGAAUGUUACUUCAUGUCCAUGCUCAACACCAUUCGAUCAAUUUAGCCGAAAGAGUCACUGUUGGAAAUGUGGAGAAGUAUUUUGUUUGCGUUGCAUUGUGCGGACUAUCGUUCUUCCAGGUCACGAUAGUGGAAAUUCUGUUCCUGUAUGUCGACCAUGUUACAGAGAACAGCAACAAACUUCUCCGUAGACUUGCCGUAAAAAAAAUUGUUUGUGAUAUUUAUUCGCUUAACAUAAAAUCAAUUGCAUACCUAUCUAUUGUUGUAUCUUCAUAAAAAAAUAUAUAUAUUAGCCGGUCUAUAUACAUAUAA
Messenger RNA from Lutzomyia longipalpis, 2328 nucleotides. RefSeq names its product myotubularin-related protein 8 (gene Mtmr6). The coding region runs from base 174 to 2207 and encodes 677 amino acids. The record is from RefSeq and is a predicted model, not a curated record. NCBI's taxonomy places the organism in Eukaryota, Metazoa, Arthropoda, Insecta, Diptera, Psychodidae. The transcript is spliced from 5 exons. Gene Ontology annotation, molecular function: phosphatase activity; metal ion binding. Gene Ontology annotation, biological process: dephosphorylation.